GUAGAGGAACCGCCGGAAGUGGGCGGUGUGUCUGACACAGAGAGAGAAACAGAGAGCCGUGAACUGUACGGCGAACUGUUGGGAACUGACUAACGGAGAAAUUCCUGCCGGAGGCUGAUCACUUCGCUGUAGACUCUCCCCCUCAUUUUAUGAAAAAGGAAAACAACUUUCGUCGCUCCACAGAGCUUCAGGGUGUUGAUGAUGGCAGUGUGGAUCCAGGCCCAGCAGCUUCAGGGAGAUGCUCUUCACCAGAUGCAGUCACUGUACGGCCAGCACUUCCCCAUUGAAGUGCGCCAUUAUCUAUCCCAGUGGAUAGAAAGCCAGCUCUGGGAUGCUAUAGACCUGGAGAACCCACAGGAGGAGUUCAAGGCUAAACGCCUCUUGGACAGUCUGAUACAAGAGCUGCAAAACAAGGCUGAGCACCAGGUUGGAGAAGAUGGCUUCCUUCUUAAAAUCAAACUGGGUCACUACGCUAACCAACUCAAGAGCACGUAUGACCGCUGUCCUCUGGAGCUGGUUCGGUGUAUCAAACAUAUCCUCUACACAGAGCAGAGGCUCAUCAGAGAGGCUACAAAUUCAAGCUCUCCAGUGGGUGGGAUGAUGGACAGCAUGUCUCAGAAGUACCAGCAGAUCAACCAAGCCUUUGAGGAGCUUCGCCUGCUCACACAAGACACUGAGAAUGACCUGCGCAAGCUCCAGCACAACCAGGAGUACUUUAUCAUCCAGUACCAAGAAAGCCUUCGCAUCCAGGCUCAGCUGUCCAGCCUUGCCACUCUGCCCCCUUCUGACCGGCAGCUACGUGAGCCUGCCCUUCUCAGCAAGAGAGCUACUGUGGAGGCAUGGCUGACAAGAGAAGCCAACACACUACAGAAAUACCGCCUGGACCUGGCAGAGAAGCACCAGAAAACACUGCAGCUGUUGCGAAAGCAGCAGACAAUCAUUCUGGAUGACGAGUUGAUCCAGUGGAAGAGACGGCAACAGCUGGCAGGCAAUGGGGGCCCGCCGGAGGGGGGCUUGGACAUCCUUCAGUCCUGGUGUGAGAAGCUCGCUGAGACUAUUUGGCAAAACAGGCAGCAGAUUCGGAGGGCAGAGCACCUUAGGCAACAGCUGCCCAUUCCUGGACCUAUCGAAGAGCUGCUCAAUGAACUCAACAGCACUAUCACGGAUAUCAUCUCAGCUUUGGUCACCAGCACCUUCAUCAUUGAGAAACAGCCACCCCAGGUUCUGAAGACCCAAACCAAGUUUGCUGCCACAGUACGCCUCCUAGUGGGAGGGAAAUUGAACGUGCACAUGAACCCUCCACAGGUCAAAGCAACCAUAAUUAGCGAGCAGCAAGCCAAGGCAUUGCUGAAAAAUGAAAACACAAGGAAUGAGAGCAGUGGAGAAAUUCUUAACAAUAACUGUGUGAUGGAGUACCACCAGACUACAGGCACCCUGAGCGCUCACUUCAGAAACAUGUCUUUGAAAAGGAUCAAGCGAUCGGACAGACGUGGAGCAGAGUCAGUCACAGAAGAGAAGUUCACCAUCCUGUUUGAGUCUCAGUUUAGUGUUGGAAGCAAUGAGCUUGUCUUUCAAGUUAAGACAUUAUCACUUCCUGUUGUGGUGAUAGUUCAUGGCAGUCAAGACAAUAAUGCCACAGCAACUGUAUUGUGGGACAAUGCGUUUGCAGAGGCAGGUCGAGUGCCUUUUCUGGUGCCAGAUAAGGUGCUUUGGCCUCAGCUGUGUGAAGCCAUCAACAUGAAGUACAAGGCAGAGGUGCAGAGCAACAAAGGGCUAUCUGAGGAGAACCUGGUCUUCCUGGCUCAGAAAGCUUUCAGCAGCUCCAGCAACAAUCCUGAUGACUACCGGAGCAUGACGAUGACCUGGUCACAGUUUAACAGGGAAAGCCUUCCAGGAAGGAACUUCACAUUUUGGCAGUGGUUCGAUGGUGUGAUGGAGCUUACAAAGAAGCAUCUCAAGCCUCACUGGAAUGACGGAGCUAUUCUGGGCUUUGUGAAUAAGCAGCAGGCUCAAGAUAUGCUGAUGUCAAAACCCAAUGGUACCUUUCUUCUGCGCUUCAGUGACUCUGAGAUCGGAGGUAUAACAAUUGCGUGGGUGGCAGAAAAUCCCAACAAAGCAGGUGAGCGGAUGGUUUGGAAUCUGAUGCCCUACACAACUAAAGACUUCUCCAUUCGCUCUCUGGCCGACCGGAUUAGCGAUCUCAAUCACCUCCUGUUCCUCUAUCCUGACAGACCCAAGGAUGAGGUGUUUGCCAAAUAUUACACGCCACCCCUCUCUAAAGCGGUGGAUGGUUACGUGAAACCACAAAUCAGACAAGUAGUGCCUGACUUUGCUACAGCUAAUCCAGACCCAGCCAGUGUAAAUCCAUCAUAUAUGGAUCAGGGUGCCUCUCCAGCACCUCCUAAUCACUCUCACACUUAUGCGAUGUACCCUCCUAUGGCUGACCCCGUGUUGGACGGAGACGGCGACUUUGACCUCGAUGACACCAUGGACGUGGCGAGGCAUGUGGAGGAGCUUCUUCGAAGGCCUGUGGAGAGUCAGUGGGGUGGCCAGCAGUCCUGACCCCUGACCUCGUGACAUGCAAUGCAACCAAGCAAGCCCUGCCCUAACUCCUGCCCCACCUGUUGUUAACAUGGUUUAAUUCCAUUCAUCUCUCUUUUUUUUUUCCAAUACCGCUAAAAUGUAAAAUUGUUAAUAAUGGCUGUCUUUUUCCUUUUCCUUUCAGUGUAAGAACAUGCAUGUCAGUGAUUUCCUAUAGUUUAUUUGUGUCUCAUACGUGUUUGUAAAACAGACUAGAUUAAACCAACCUACAAUGUUACAGUGUUGUGAAAAACAAAGGAAGAAAUAUUGUCCAUGGAAAUUGUGCAUGUAUUUUCAAUUGAUCUUAAAAUCCAUUUUGAAAAAUAUGCUACUGUAUGAUGUUAUUUCAGAAGUUGAAUGUUUUUUGUUUUUUUUUGUUUUGUUUUAUAUUAUCUGCUUUGUAAAAUUGUUAUUGUUCUGCUAGUGACACUGAUCUUGCCCUUUGACAAAAGAAAAACUUUAAAGAGGAGUUUUACCUUCGCUCCUGGAAAAAUGAUUCAUUGCUUGUCAGUUAUUCAGAUGUCUAUACACUAAUGUAUGGCAGAGUUGCUCUCUCUCUCUCUCUGCGCUCUGCCCCAGACUGCACACACAUCAGAACACGGUACUCGCACGCAAGCUUAAGAUUUAUUUGUGUCCGAUUUGUUCACCAGCUGCAAAGGAAAGGAGCUCACGCACCUCCCUUGCUCUCACAGGGCUAUAUGUCUUCUCUUUAUACACAGAAAUGCAAAUCUAAGCAUUUACCUAGCGCUGCAAGCUUGUCCUCUCAGGUCCCACUGCUCCCCUCAUCGAUGCUACCUCGCAUUGGUCUCCUGACAGUUGUUCGUAUUGGUUCCUUCACUGUUUCUGCACAGCCUGUCUCCAGUAGGUACAGUCAGUGAAUUUUGUGUUCUAGUAGUUUCCUUUGACGUUUGUGAAGAAGAUCCCUCGCUGCAAAAGGGGCAAACAUCCGGCUGUUUUAUGCUUGAAGCCACUCUCGUGAAGGUGUCCGGAGUCUUGAAGUGUCUUGCGUCUGUUUGGUUAUGCCUAAAUAUUCUGCGUUUUCUGCGUCCUCGUUCAUUUAUUUUGUGUAACUGCAUCAUGACACUGUGGCAUGUGCAUGUCUCUUUGUGACAACUUGAACAAGCAAGCAGCAAGUGUUGCAAAGCAAAAAAAAAGUAAAUAAAUAAAUAAAAGAGAAGGCUUUAAAGGUUUGCCAGACUGAAGGUCUGCUGCCAUAUUCAGAACCUGCAGGAUGUCACUUUGCUUCUACGUUUGACUUUGGUCCUCAGAAACAGACUAAUUAUUGUUGUGCAUCCCCCCUGUUCAUUUCACAUAGAUCGGAAUUAAGACAGUGUUGCAACCUCAGGAAUAAAUUGUUGCAGGACCAGUGUUUAAGCCAAAAAA
Molecule: messenger RNA, 3963 nt
Organism: Poecilia latipinna (sailfin molly)
Lineage: Eukaryota; Metazoa; Chordata; Actinopteri; Cyprinodontiformes; Poeciliidae
Product: signal transducer and activator of transcription 5B-like
Exons: 19
Coding region: 199-2562 (787 amino acids)
Biological process (GO): signal transduction; regulation of DNA-templated transcription
Molecular function (GO): DNA binding; DNA-binding transcription factor activity
Source: RefSeq, a predicted model, not a curated record